AUGGCCUCCUCACCACCACGAUCAACCUCGCUCUCGGAGAAGAAGGACUCGGACCCUGAACGCCAACAUGAGUCCUUCCUCACCGACAACAUGACCGACAAGCCAACAGCCACCGGCGCCGGCGCUGAGACGGAAGAAGUCCUCGACCCCAAAGCCGAAGCUGCCCUCCUCCUCAAGCUCGACUCCGUCUUCGUCCCCAUCAUAAUGCUCGUCUACCUCUCUUGCUUCCUCGACCGCUUCAACAUCAGCAACGUCAAAGUCGCCGGCAUGCCCGAAGACAUCCAUGCCACGCCCGCGCAAUUCUCUACCGUCGUCUCCGUCUUCUACGCCACCUACGUCGCGUUCGAAGCGCCUUGGGCCAUCUUGUUGAAACGGCUGACGCCCCGCGUUAUGCUCACCACUUUAUGUGUCGUUUGGUCAUUAACGACAAUUCUCUCGGGGUUUAUCACCAACAUUGGGGGACUGUAUGCCGCCCGCUUAGUUCUGGGGAUGUGCGAAGGUGGACUAAUUCCGGGACUGAAUUUGUAUUUGACCAUGGUUUACAAGCGGGAGGAGCAAGCGAAGCGGAUGUCAUACCUAUUCGUAUACACGGCCAUCGCUGGUGCGUUCGGUGGGCUUCUGGCGUACUUGAUCUUAAAAAUGGACGGAAUCGGGGGCCAGGCCGGGUGGCGGUGGGUAUACUUCAUCGAAGGGAUUUUCAGCAUCCUGAUUGGACUUUUGGUGUGGUUCGCGCUGCCGAAUGAUCCCACCGAGGCCUACUUCCUGAACGAAGACGAGAACGAGGAGUUCAGCUGGGAGGAUAUCCGGAUUGCCCUGAAAGACAAGAAGAUGUGGAUCAGCGGCGCGAUCCAGUUCUGUCAGGACAUCCUGCUGUACGGCUUCAGCACGUUCCUGCCGAGCAUCAUCCAGAGCAUGGGCCACGACAGCGUCGAGGCGCAGUACCUGACUAUUCCCGUGUACAUCACGGGCGGGCGGUUCUUCAUGGCGCUGGCUUUCCUGUCGGAUAAGCUCUGUGUGAGGGGCCCGCUGGUGGCGUUUCCCAAUAUCUUUGGGAUAUUGGGGUAUAUCUUGAUCAUAUGCAAGACGAGCAACGGGGUCAAGUUCUUUGGCACGUUCCUCUGCGCUUCGGCGGUGUAUAGCGGUCCGGGACUGAACCUGACUUUGCUCAAUGUUAAUGUUGCGCCGCACUAUCGGCGGGCGGCGGCGAUCGGGUUCCAGCAGACGGUUGGAAAUACCGCGGGAAUCGUGGCGGGCCAGAUUUAUCGCGAGAAGCCGUAUUUGCUGGGCAAUGCGUUCUCGCUGGGAGCGUUGGUCGUGGCGGAGUUUUUGAUUGCCGGGUUGUGGUUGUAUGUUCGAAAGUGUAACCGGAGGAAGGAGGGGAUUGGGAAGGGGGAGAUUGAGGAUACGAGGAAGGUGAGGACGGGGGAUGGGAGCUGGAUUUUAGGUAUCAUCUGUGAACUGUGA
Messenger RNA from Sordaria macrospora k-hell, 1464 nucleotides. RefSeq lists its product as uncharacterized. Lineage: Eukaryota; Fungi; Ascomycota; Sordariomycetes; Sordariales; Sordariaceae. Gene Ontology annotation, molecular function: transmembrane transporter activity. Gene Ontology annotation, cellular component: membrane. The record is from RefSeq and is a predicted model, not a curated record. Gene Ontology annotation, biological process: transmembrane transport.